This is a messenger RNA of Microcebus murinus (gray mouse lemur), 1137 nucleotides long. The record is from RefSeq and is a predicted model, not a curated record. NCBI's taxonomy places the organism in Eukaryota, Metazoa, Chordata, Mammalia, Primates, Cheirogaleidae.
UCUCUCGCCUCUCACCCUGCUCUUUCUUUGGGCCCAUGUGCCCGAUCCAGGGAGACUCCAUUACACCAGCUAUACUCAGCAGCCUUCAGCAAGCAGAAACUGCAGGGCGCCCCUACCAAGAAGCCAGCCCUUCCCUUCGGAGACCUGCCCACUGGGUACCAACACCUGCACACGCAGCUCCAGUACGAAUGCAUCUCACCCUUCUACCGCCGCCUGGGCAGCAGCCGGAGGACAUGUCUGAGGACGGGGAAGUGGAGUGGGCGGGCUCCAUCCUGCAUCCCUAUCUGUGGGAAAAUCGAGAAUGCCACUGCCCCAAAGACCCAAGGGAUGCGCUGGCCGUGGCAGGUGGCCAUCUACAGGAGGACCAGCGGGGUGCACGACGGCAGCCUGCACAAGGGGGACUGGUUCCUGGUCUGCAGCGGCGCCCUGGUGAAUGAGCGCACCGUGGUGGUGGCUGCCCACUGCGUGACUGAGCUGGGGAAGGUCACCGUGAUCAAGACAGCAGACCUCAAAGUCGUCUUGGGGAAAUUCUACCAGGAUGAUGACCGCGAUGAGAAGACCAUCCAGAGCUUGCGGAUUUCUGCCAUCAUUCUGUAUCCCAACUACGACCCCAUCCUGCUCGAUGCCGACAUCGCCAUCCUGAAGCUCCUGGACAAGGCCCGCAUCAGCACCCGCGUGCAGCCCAUCUGCCUGGCCGCCACCCGGGACCUCAGCACCUCCUUCCAGGAGUCUCGCAUCACCGUGGCCGGCUGGAACGUGCUGGCGGACGUGAGGAGUCCCGGCUUCAAGAACGACACGCUGCGCUCAGGGGUAGUCCGCGUGGUGGACUCGCUGCUGUGCGAGGAGCAGCAUGAGGACCACGGCGUCCCGGUGAGUGUCACCGACAACAUGUUCUGUGCCAGCCGGGACCCCACCGCCCCUUCCGACAUCUGCACUGCAGAGACGGGGGGCAUCGCGGCCACGUCCUUCCCCGGACGAGGGUCCCCUGAGCCUCGCUGGCACCUGGUAGGACUGGUCAGCUGGAGCUAUGACAAAGCGUGCAGCCACAGCCUCUCCACAGCCUUCACCAAGGUGCUGCCUUUUAGAGACUGGAUCGAGAGAAACAUGAAGUGAGUCAGCCUCAGACGCGUCGAGCGG